ACACCGUAGGUAGUCGAUGAUCUCGCAAGAUUUCUCGAAGAAGACCUGUCGAUUUGUCAGAAUUUUAGGGAAUUUUUACAUCCUUCCGGAUAUUUAUAGAGACAUAAUGCAUGGCCGUUUGAAAGUGAAGACGACUGAAGAGCAGCAAGAGGCAAAGAGAAAGGAACGUGAAAAGAAACUAAAACUCUAUACAGCUGGAACCCAGAAAGUGUUUGAAAAGAGAAAGAAGAAAGAAUAUGAUGGGGAGAUCUUAGAAGUGUGUGCUCAGCUUCUUUCAGCAAAUCCUGAUGUCUACACACUAUGGAAUGUAAGAAAAGAAACAUUCCAAGUAUUUGCAGAGACUAAGUCAUGUGAUGAGAUGGAGGAUCUGUACGAUCGAGAGUUGGGAUUUAUUGAGAAUUGCUUGAGGGUGAACCCUAAAUCCUAUGGUGCUUGGUAUCAUCGAUGCUGGGUUAUGGAUCAUACACCAAAACCAGAUUGGAAACAGGAACUCAAGCUCUGUAAUCUCUAUCUGGAAUAUGAUGAGAGAAAUUUUCACUGCUGGGACUACCGUAGGUUUGUCGUCGCUAGGUCAGCUGUAGCACCGUCAGACGAUCUUGAAUUUACCAGUACUAAGAUCAGUACAAACUUCUCCAACUACUCCUCCUGGCAUUACAGGAGUAAGCUACUCCCUCAACUUCAUCCUGAUCAAGAAAAGAAAGGGCGAAUCAAAGAGGAAAUCCUCAUGCAAGAAUAUGAGUUGGUGCAGAAUGCUUUCUUUACUGACCCCAAUGAUCAAAGUGCAUGGUUCUAUCACAGAUGGCUCAUGGGUAGAGGUGAGAAACCGUUAGGGAUCCCAGUAAUGUAUGUAAACAGCGCCCUCAAUCAAAUCAUGGUGAUAUUCAGUCAACCUGUAAACCUCCAGCAGCAAUCAGCGGUGGUGUCUGUAAAUGAUCAAAUCGUAGAUGGAACGUGGAAGAAUUCAAGGAAUAAUCAAUACCACAGCAUCAUGUGGAUCUACACAGUCAACAGUGAUGCAUUAAAUCAGGAGAAUAGAAGAAAACUUGAAGUCAAACUGAGCGAAGAUGUUUGUAGAACAUGCCAUCUAGAUAAAGGUGUGACGGAAUGUUGGUGUAAGGACGUUCAAGAUUCAGGAUCACUCUUCACUGCUGAACUCAGUGAUGAAAAAACAGAAUUCCUCAAAACAGAACUAGAGUCAUGUCAGCAACUAAGAGAAUUGGAACCGGACAAUAAAUGGUGUUUAUUGACAGUGAUCCUUCUCAUGAGGGUUCUCGACCCCUUGAAACUAGAGACGGAGAUGCUUAGCUGCUUCACAACCAUCCUGGCUCAAGAUACCUACAGAGCAGAUUAUUUCAAGGAUCUCAGGUCCAAGUUUAUCAUGGAGAAUGCCAUCAUGAGAUAUCUACAGGAGAGGUCAAAGGUCACAGAGUCAGAGGUCAACAAAAUGACAUUUGAUGUAUCUGGCAAGGAGUUAACAACACUACAUCAUCUCGAGUACUUAUCAUCUUUACGAUUCAUGGAUUUUUCAACCAACGAUCUUCUUGCCCUCAAUGAUGUCGAUCUACUGUUUAGUGUGUCUGAUUUAAAGGCUGAUGACAACAAGAUCAAAGACAUCUCACACCUGCGUGGGUUGCCUUCCUUGGAAACUUUAUCACUGAAAAACAACAAUAUCUCUUCUCUCAUACACAUAGAGCCCCUGGCAGCCUGUCCAAAUCUUCAAAAUUUAGAUCUGACAGGUAAUCCAAUUUGCGACAUUGACAUGUUUAGGUCUGAAGUAGGACGACUACUUCCACAGCUAAAAAGUCUGAAUAAAGAGUCUCUAUGACAAUAAUUAGUUUGUGUUUAGGUCCGUGUUACUCAUUUUCAAGUGCAAAUAACAUUAAUCGCUCAUUAUUGUUUUGUACCAAAUCAAGAGAGGAAGAAAUUAAGUUGAAUGAAUAGAUGAAUGUCAGUAUGGAUCAAUUUUGAUGUAAGCUUGCAUAUAACAAUAACAUUAUCGACAAACAUUUAUAAGUUCAUUUGAUGUCUAAGUUUUUGUGUAUUGUCAUAGACAAUGGCAUUGGCUUAAUUUUACUUCCAAGAUUCCUUUGUGUGCACAUUCCAGACGUCAUUUUGUAUUGUUAGAUGUUUUCAUUAACAAUUUCAUGAUAAGAAAGUAAAAGAAAAGUCAAACAAACACAAUGAUGGAUUUAUUUCAUCGUUGAUCCAUUUGCAUAUUUGAUAUGAUACAUUCAAUGAUAACCACCCAAGGUCCCAAUACUCAACAGCCAAUCAAAAUUAAACUUAGACUUUCAUUGUAGUUAGCAUUGAAUUGCAACAUUAUUAAUGGUAUUCUUGAGGGCCAUGUAUACCUAAAAUGUGGGAAAAGUUUAGUACCGUUUCCUCCUACUGUACUGCAUGCUUAUCUAUCAUGUUUUAAAGUCACUAUAGGUUAUCAUAAUAGGUCUUUGUAUACAACUAUGUAUGUACCUCAUUUAUUUGCACAAUUAAUAGGUGAAGCAUUUGUGAGUCCAAAUUCAUACUUUGCUCAUGUAUGCAUAUUAGAGUGACAAAAUAUUACUAAGUGGAUUUUGGUAUCAAGCCAAAUGUUACAGGGGUCAUUAUAUUCAAUGAAUUACCUUGUUUGCAUGAUAAAUUAGGAAUCUCAGGAUAGAUCAUCUUCAAUCUUGGUUCCUGUUUGCACAUGUGAUUGAGGAUGAUAUGAGUAGAUUGAGGUCACAAUGCCAAGUUCAAAGGUCAUAGAGGUCAUUAUGGGGGAGGCAUAUAAAUCAACAUAUAGUCAAUGAUCCAUUUAGUUUGUGAUUAUUUAGACAAAGAUCUUCAGCUUGGCUUGUCCUGAAACUGAAAUCAUAGUGUUGAUUUAUGACAACUUCAUUAUUCUUGCUAUGCAUAAUUUCUGUUACAUUAUCUUUUUUCACAUCAGUAAUAUUUCUUUCUCAAUAAACAGACUGUUUAUGUUGUUUAAUAGCAAACGAUGUUAACAUUGUAAGCCUAUUCCAAAUUUUGCCCCCCCCUUGAGUACAUGUCACUAAUCCAAUUCAUUACUUGAUGAUAUGAAUGUGACAAUGUGUUUACCCAAAAAAGAUAUGGAUGAACUUAUUCACGAACUUUGUGAUUUCACAUGAAAUUUUAUUUUGGUUGGGUGCCCAAUCAUAAUUCUACUAAUAAAAGCAUUAUCCUCUUCCCCUUUGAUUGUAAAAUUCCUUUGAAUUAAUACAACUUAAUGUGAUGACUUACACUCAAGCCUGUUUACACUUGCCAGUAAUAUUCAGUUCACACUUCCCACAAGAAAUUGAGAACUAUAGAAAAAUGCAAUUCAAAAUGAAGAAAUACUCAUUUUUUAUAGCUGUGUUCUUUUUCCUCUUAUCUUUUAAACUUUGACUCUCUUGCAAUUACAUUGUAUUUUGAAUAGUGAAGAAUAUUAAGAGUCAAAAUGUGAACAUUGGCAGCUGCCAUUGUAAGAAUAAGAUCUUUUUGUGUAGUCAAGACAGUGUGAGUCCAUGAGCAGGGUUUAAAUUCAAUUACUAUAAUGGUUCUUCUUUUAUCACAAUAAUGUGUGUGUUAAGAAUUCUGUGACCUUUGACCUCAUGACCCAUAAAACCAAUAAGAUUGUCACUCCCAAAUUACAAGAACCAAAUUGAAAAUUGAUCCGCCAAAUGUUGCUUAAGUUGGAUGGAAUGACUGACGGACAGACAGACUAACUGCCCAAAGACAUAUCGCCUUUGGUAUUAGAAGGCAUUUUCAAUGUGCUGUUAACUAAGUGGUACUGUUGUUUUAUUGUGAUGAUGUAAGGAUACUAAAUUAUUGAGAAAAAAUAUUGAAAAACCUGAA
This is a messenger RNA of Lytechinus variegatus (green sea urchin), 3831 nucleotides long. Its product is annotated as geranylgeranyl transferase type-2 subunit alpha-like. The coding region runs from base 17 to 1825 and encodes 602 amino acids. NCBI's taxonomy places the organism in Eukaryota, Metazoa, Echinodermata, Echinoidea, Temnopleuroida, Toxopneustidae. The record is from RefSeq and is a predicted model, not a curated record. The transcript is spliced from 12 exons. Gene Ontology annotation, molecular function: protein binding; zinc ion binding; Rab geranylgeranyltransferase activity. Gene Ontology annotation, biological process: protein geranylgeranylation. Gene Ontology annotation, cellular component: cytoplasm; Rab-protein geranylgeranyltransferase complex.